AUGACAAGCUUGGAGCAGAACGUUCAAUCGAAAAUCCAGUAUCUAUUCCAAUGGCUCAAGAACCCCUUCCAGCCAAGACAAGAGAUACGCGAGGGCUCAAAACUCAUGUACGACGUGCAGGUGGUAGAGGGCAUCGUAAAGAUCUUCAAAGACCUUGCAUCUCCCGAAGAGAUUCACAUCAUAUGCCACACCUUAUACGACGCCUACCUCUCGGGAGACAAGAAAUCCAGGCUCUUCGUCACCCUCCUUCUUCCCACCAUGCUUCUUACCUAUCUCGUCCACCUCCACACUGAUGCGGGGACAGCAUCGGCAGGGUCGACGGGUGUCAAACCGUCGUCUCCUACCCAGUCCCACCGUAACUCCCAGGCAACCUUCAGCCUCGAUGAUAUGUCCGUCCCCACUGGGCCAUUGGAAUCACUCGCCUUCCUCCUCUCCGAAUUUUGUCAACUCGCUCCCGCCUUCAUUCGAUGUCCUGAAUACUGCGGCAGUGGCGUUGCAAAUUUGCCCGACUAUGGAGUCGCCUCCGUCUAUCAUUCACCUCCCUUCAGUAUUGCCACAAAGUCCCAGACACCCAAAACCAUCACCACAAGCAGUAGUGUUGCUACUUUGAGGUUCAAUUACGCUACAAGCACUGGCACUCUACCCCCUCCGACUUUCCCUAACCCUGAUCCUGCUUGCAUAGUCCGCAUCUAUGCAGACAUUCUAACGCGUCAGUUUGUAGAGGGUACAGAUCAACAACAGGGUAUCGUAAUCUUUUCCAUCCGUACUUUCUGCGACCUCGUGGAGCGUCUCACUGCCUUGAACACGCAUCGCAUUCUAUCCUGCAGUCAACACCAUCACUCCGUUCUCCUCAUUGACCUCAGCAUUGCCAUUGAUAAGCUCCUCUUCAUGCUCUCCUUCGAGCUUUCCCAACCCGCAGACCCGAAUGCUGGUUCUGCAUCCCCUUCUGAUGAUAUGGAGGCGCUGCGAGAUCGGCUGUUUGAGGAACUUCUCCCAAGGCUGGAGCGUUACGCUAGCUACCACUGCUUUGCUUCAGUCUUGUUGGUGGUGGGUGCUAUUCGAAAUGCCUGGCUCCUACGCCUCCAUCCCUCCACCACUGUUAGUCUCGCCGCGAUGGCUCCCCUCUAUCGCAGGAUUCGCCUCACUUCAGACGAAACGGUGGAUCUCUCAGAUGCUCUUUCGGACGAAGCGAUGAAUGGCGUGCUCUCUCCUACGUCCGUUUCCACCCACCGGCCCUCUGUCUUUACCAACGCUAACUUCCGAGCAGAGCCAGUUGCGGAGGACAUUCCUAUCAGUGGUGAGCAGGAGGCAGCGACGACGGCAACGGAUCGAUGGAGGAAGCUGUAUCAGAACCACAACCUCACUCUUGGCAGUCAUAAUCACGUCCGUCAUCACCACCACUAUCAGCAACUACGGCAACAGCAGUACUUUGAAGAAGGACUGACUAGGAGUUCGGAAAACCUCCACUUCACGUUGUCGUCAUCUUCAUUAAGUUUGGACAAAGAUGGGCAGAACCAUAGGCGGGAUUUUGACGUCGUUGUUGACUUGGCUAUUGUUAUCAUCGUGAUCCUCGAUGAUUACUCGGCUUCUGUAACUGAUUGA
Molecule: messenger RNA, 1602 nt
Organism: Echinococcus granulosus
Lineage: Eukaryota; Metazoa; Platyhelminthes; Cestoda; Cyclophyllidea; Taeniidae
Exons: 3
Coding region: 1-1602 (533 amino acids)
Source: RefSeq, a predicted model, not a curated record